AUGCAAGCUGAAAUCUUCCGUGGAACGCCACUCAACAACGAAUACGAACUGAUUCCCUUCAAUCAUUUCACUUACAGCAGGGUAUACCCAAUCGAUUUAGGCCUAGGUAAAAGAGUAGUCGAGAAACCUAUAGGAUACAAGAGGAAGGAUCUACUAGAGGCGUUAAUGAAGGGGUUGGAGAUUUUAAAUAAGAACGUUACGGAAAAAAUGUCUAGGUACACAUUGGACGAUUUCCUGGAAGGCCUCUACAGGGUGGAACCUACAACAGGGACUCAAUACGAGUUGUAUUUUAGGACUAAAGUGUCGGGUUUUACAAAAGUUAUUAUAAUGCGACCGUUUGCUCCACUCCAAACGAUCAAUACCGUUGGUUUGACAGGGCCAAAAGAAAAAGAACUCAUUCACAUUAUACUGCCGUUAUCAGGCAGAACGGCGACGUUCCAGAGCUUCAUGGAUAAGUUCGUCAAGAUAGGUUUGAAGAAUGAUCGAAGGGUUCACCUUACAGUAGUAUAUUUCGGAGAAGAAGGUCUUUCAGAAGCGAGAUCUAUCAUGUCGCGAGUAUUGAUGACCAAGAACAGUGGAGGAAAUCCAAACAACUUAAGACUGUUAGCUCUUAAUGAAACCUUCUCCAGAGGUAAAGGUCUUCGCGUCGGAGCCGAACGCACUUGGGACUUGGAAAAGAGCAAAGACUCAAGCAAAGACGUUCUUUUGUUUAUGUGUGAUGUGGAUGUAGUGUUUAGUGCCAGGUUUCUGGACAGGUGUCGGUGGAACACUCAGUCUGGCAAGAAAGUCUACUACCCGGUUGUGUUUAGUUUGUACAAUCCCCACGUAGUGUAUACGCUGCAAGGUAGAGACGUUCCUCCAGAAAACGAUCAGUUGGUGAUUUCGAGGGAUACUGGAUUUUGGAGGGACUUUGGAUAUGGAAUGACGUGCCAGUAUCGGUCAGACUUUUUGAAGGUGCGUGGUUUUGACGAAGACAUCGUCGGAUGGGGUGGUGAGGAUGUUAUGUUGUACAGAAAAUAUGUUAGAAGUAAUAUGAAGGUCAUUCGAGCCACGGAUCCUGGGAUUUUCCAUAUUUGGCAUCCAAAAGUUUGUUCAGGCAGUCCUGGCGGCCAAAAACUCUCCGCUGAUCAAUACAGAGCCUGUAUCAGAUCUCGCGCACUAAACGAAGCCUCACACGCCCAAUUGGGCUUCCUGGCAUUUAGGGACGAUAUCGCUGCGAAUAGCAGUCCAGCAAAAUACAACCCACACCAAAUCAAGACCUUGAAGACAGCACCAAAGAAGUUGAGGACGCAAACGUAA
This is a messenger RNA of Diabrotica balteata, 1299 nucleotides long. NCBI's taxonomy places the organism in Eukaryota, Metazoa, Arthropoda, Insecta, Coleoptera, Chrysomelidae. The record is from the annotation of a GenBank genome assembly.